GCAAAACAACACAUUUUCAAGGGCAACCGCUCAUAGAUAUCCACCCGAUGUUUGAAUUUAUACACUAAUGUGCCGAAACAUCAAGCAGAGCGAGAACAAAAAUCGUUACGAAAACAUUACACAACGUCUUCUCUCCAUUUCUUAUCAAUGGUUCAUUCUUAUCUAAUAUCGGUCCGGUGACAUGCUCCAGCAAUCAUCACGUGACUUAGUUCCGCGGGUUUCACUGUCUGCUAGGGUGUAAUGUUUAGUAUAUAAAACGUGUUGUCUUACAAAUACGUACAUCACUUUCUUACACUUACACUUACAGUGUGCCGGUGUAUUAAUAAUACUGCUCCAUUUCGUGGUGUCGUGUUUUGCCCACUGUUGUAGGCCCAUAUCUUACACAAAGACAAUGAAGGUUCAAACAGGAUCAUUCCUUUUCGUCUGCCUUGUUGCAUACACAACGGCCUUGUAUGCCGUCAGAAGAACCCCGAUGGGUGACUAUAAGUUUGAGAUGAGAAGCAACAUGAUUUCAUUGGACAUGAUGGCUCGUGAUGUUGAGGAGGCAGAAAGGAAUGAUCCCAAUGCUCCUAACAUUCCUGAACUGGCUCAGGACAUUGGUCUGACAACAUUGGUGACUGAGGUGGGCAAAGCUGGUCUGGCUGAAACCUUAUCCGGCCCUGGUCCCUUCACAGUGUUUGGGCCUACCAACCAAGCUUUCAGCAAUCUCCCAGACGAUGUGAAGAAACUUAUUGCCAACACAACCGUUUUAGCAGAAGUCCUCAAGUACCACGUGCUAGCGGGCGAGGUGAAAUCUUCACAGCUGAAGGAUGAACUUGUUGUGAAAACAGUGGAGGGCAGCCCUCUGAGAGUGAACAUUUACGACAACGGUGUGUACACAACCCAGUGUUCACCAAUUGACCUCAAACAAGUUGACAAAGUUGCUUCCAACGGUGUGGUGCACGUUUUGAACAGAGUGAUGCUCAUCCCAUACGGCAAUAUCGUACAGAGUGUUGCGUCUGUCGGGAAGUUUAACACUCUCGUCACAGCCGUCAAAGCUGCUUCAUUGGUGGAAGCUCUAAGUGGACCAGGUCCAUUUACUUUGUUCGCUCCGACUGACGAAGCCUUCAUGAAACUUCCCCCCGGCACUCUGGAGAAACUGCUGAAGAACCCAACUGAGCUUGCUGCUAUCCUGAAGUACCACGUGGUGUCUAAAACUUACUGCAGUGCUGGGCUGACCUCUGGAGAGGUGACCACUCUCAAUGGUGCAUCUGUUGAAAUCAAAGUUAACAAAAAAGGUGUAGAGGUGAACAACGCAAAGGUGAUCUCGGCUGACUUGAGUGUAACUAAUGGAGUUGUACACGCCAUUGACUCCGUCCUUCUGCCUCCAAAUGUGGACCUGAGCAUUCUGUGAAUCAAACUGAGUUUUACUGUGUUUAAUUAGUGUUAGUUUUGUUAUCAUCCUUAAUUAUUGUUAUUGAGAACUGAAAACUGUUUUACUUGUUGCUUGUGAAAAGGGAAUUAUUUCUAUACAAGUAAGUCUGUCUCUUUUGAAUGAAGUUCCUAAAUGGGAAAUGAUAGUAUUAUAUUAUAGACAAGUUCCUUCUAAUUUUGAUGAAGUUUUAAAAAAGAAUACUCUUUAUAUAAAUUAGUUCUUAAGUACUCUCCCUUUUGAAUACUCAACUGUUUUUUUAAAUAUCAUAUUUCAAGAUACUAGAUAUUAUUACGAUGAAUAUGAAAAUAUUCCUUGGAUGUACUUUACGUAUCUACCUUUGCUUUUGUAGUUUUCAUCCUUUGCAUGUACAAUAUUUUGUAUUGUUUGUUAGUAAUUUUUGCACUUUCAGUUGUUUUUUUUCAAUAAAACGGAACAGCACAA
Messenger RNA from Aplysia californica (California sea hare), 1855 nucleotides. Its product is annotated as transforming growth factor-beta-induced protein ig-h3. Gene Ontology annotation, cellular component: extracellular matrix. The transcript is spliced from 8 exons. Gene Ontology annotation, biological process: cell adhesion; extracellular matrix organization. Lineage: Eukaryota; Metazoa; Mollusca; Gastropoda; Aplysiida; Aplysiidae. The record is from RefSeq and is a predicted model, not a curated record. Gene Ontology annotation, molecular function: cell adhesion molecule binding. Bases 392 to 1393 code for a protein of 333 amino acids.